This is a messenger RNA of Ostrinia furnacalis (Asian corn borer), 1664 nucleotides long. RefSeq names its product JNK-interacting protein Aplip1 (gene Aplip1). Gene Ontology annotation, molecular function: JUN kinase binding; MAP kinase scaffold activity. The coding region runs from base 39 to 1352 and encodes 437 amino acids. Gene Ontology annotation, biological process: regulation of JNK cascade; JNK cascade. The transcript is spliced from 8 exons. The record is from RefSeq and is a predicted model, not a curated record. Gene Ontology annotation, cellular component: cytoplasm. Lineage: Eukaryota; Metazoa; Arthropoda; Insecta; Lepidoptera; Crambidae.
CGACACUGUCUCCGCCGACAAUCAGGUGUAAAAGCGACAUGGCCGAUAGCGAGUUCGAAGAAUUUCGUCGAGUAUUCGACAGAUUACCCCAGCACAUAAAAGCUCCCACUCCGUUUUACUCGUUAGUGCCAAAUGUGGGUUUGGAUGAUGAAUCACCGUCAUCAAAAAGUGACGGCUCGCCUGAGGAGGACAGAGGAUGUAUGGGCGACAAUGAAACGGCAGCCUCAGCACAAGAAGAAAUUGUCUCUCCACCACCACAACCCGACGUAAUUGAAACACAACGGAGCCCGAGUCAUCAAACAUUCACAAAUGGCCAAAGACGAAGGAGAAAAUUACCCGAAAUACCAAAGGACAAAAGAUCUUCUAUAUUAGCAUGCAGCCAGCCCGCAUCUCUCGCUGAUGAGCUAGGAGCCCUCGCUGGAGUGCUGAUCAGACCAGGAUGCCAGGGCCGACCACUACUAGUGCUCAAGUGCGGGUACCUCCUUGACGAAGACUCGAGCCCUGACUCGGAGAGACUGCAGAGUCUGGGUGAUGUCGACAGUGGACACAGCACAGCACACUCCCCUAUCGACACGGGGCCGAAAAGUAUAUCACCAACGCCGUUACAACAAAAUGUAUCACCAUCAUCAAGUUGCAGUAUCAGCGGCAUUCAUUUUGCGGGUAACAUGACAACAGUUCCACAUAACCAACUAGAAAUGCUCGAAGCUACGCACAGAGGCCUACACAAGUUCAACCCUAGACAUCACGAUGAAAUCGAAGUAGAAAUUGGGGAUCCCAUUUAUGUACAAAAGGAAGCAGAUGAUUUAUGGUGCGAAGGUGUAAAUCUCAGGACAGGCCAACAAGGAAUUUUCCCGUCUGCGUAUGCUGUUGACAUGGACUAUAACGAUUUUGACCCAGCCAAUGCCAAAGUGAAACGAGAGAGAUAUUUAUUAGGAUAUAUGGGGUCAGUAGAAACCUUGGCUCACAAAGGAACAGGUGUGGUAUGUCAAGCGGUGAAGAAGAUCGUCGGCGAGUGCAGUGGAGAACCAGUCGUGCAGCCCUGUAUAUUGGAAGUAUCAGACCAAGGCCUACGUAUGGUCGACCGAUCAAAGCCAGAUAGAAGUCGUAGUGGCCCUUGCAUUGACUACUUCUACUCGCUGAAGAACGUAUCGUUCUGCGCGUUUCACCCCCGUGAUCACCGGUAUCUGGGAUUCAUCACAAAGCAUCCAACGCUGCAACGGUUUGCGUGCCACGUCUUCCGGGGCCAGGAGUCUACUAGGCCUGUCGCCGAAGCCGUGGGGAGAGCUUUCCAGAGGUUUUAUCAGAAGUUUAUAGAGACAGCGUAUCCGAUUGAAGAUAUCUACAUAGAGUAAAAAUCAUAAUUAACAAAACAUUUCACUAGCUUUUUAUACUUAUUUCACUUUAAAGCCACAGAGCUUAAAGGUAACUGAGAAUAUUAUUAUUUUUGAAGCAUACAUACUGAUUCGUUGUCCCGUCUUACAUUAUUUUCUUCUUCUGUCUCUCAAAUACUAAGCUCAGUGGCUAUAAAGUUUAUAUGUAAUUCUUCUGAACUUGUUAUCGAUGCUAUGUCGCCUUUUCAAUAGGUUAUAAAUUACAUUGUAAACUUUUAAUGAUAUUCAAACAAUAUGUACUCAUAAGACAUUGAUUUGUCGUUACGUAUAUUU